This is a messenger RNA of Oncorhynchus nerka (sockeye salmon), 687 nucleotides long. RefSeq names its product claudin-15-like. Gene Ontology annotation, cellular component: plasma membrane; bicellular tight junction. The record is from RefSeq and is a predicted model, not a curated record. The transcript has 6 exons. Gene Ontology annotation, molecular function: structural molecule activity. Bases 1 to 687 code for a protein of 228 amino acids. Gene Ontology annotation, biological process: cell adhesion; bicellular tight junction assembly. Lineage: Eukaryota; Metazoa; Chordata; Actinopteri; Salmoniformes; Salmonidae.
AUGUCGACGGCGGUGGAACUAACUGGGUUUCUGUUGUGCGUAGCAAGCUGCCUGCUCACAGGCUCCUCACUAGCCAAUGACUACUGGAAGAUGUCCUCAGUGUCUGGCAGUGUCAUCGUAUCCACACGUCGGUUCCAGAAUCUAUUUCACUCGUGUGCCGAGAACAGCGCCGGAAUUAGGAACUGGAAAGACUUUGAGUCAAUGCUCGCUCUGCCUGAUUACAUACAGGCAUGUCGAGCCCUGAUGAUCAUCGCUCUGCUCCUGGGUCUAGCGUCCAUCAUUGUGUCAGUGCGGGGGCUGAAAUGCACAGAGAUCGGCAGCACUUCUGAACAGGCCAAGGGCGAAAUCACUCUGUCCGGCGGCAGCUUGUUCAUCUUAUCAGGUCUUUCCACCUUGACUGCUGUGUCAUGGUACGCUGCGCGGGUGGUGCAGGAGUUCCAUGAUCCAUUCCUUGCAGGAGUAAGGUUUGAGCUGGGUACAGGUCUAUACAGGUCGGCCAUUCUAGGUGGGGUCAUGCUCUGCUGUUCCUGUAAGAGAGGUCCAUCAGCACCACCAACAGGGGGAUAUUCAAACUACUCAAAAACAAGCCGUGGACAACAGAUCUACAGGGCAGCACCUGUAGGUAAUAACCUCUCCCUCAAUGUUAACAAAAUGAAAAAGCUGAUCGUGGACUUCAGGAGACAGUAG